CGCCUCGGAACCACGGGCGCGAGGCCACCGGCUAUUUAAAGGUGUGUCUGAUGGCGCCGUGGCCUUCGCGUUUAAACGCCCCGGCUGCAAAGGGCUCGAUCCCUUUCAGGACUUUGGAAUUACCACAAAGGAUCCAACGUGCACGAGGCAAGGAUCGUGUGGAGAUAGACAUGGUGCAGAUUUCAACCCCUACUCGAAGUGUCACCCCCCAAUCUGAGUGCUCAGAAAGUCAGGAGAACCUGGUCAUGGCUGAAAGGCCUGAGCUGUGCUCACCAGGUGCUCUGAGUGCCCUGCAGCGCAGCCUGGAGACCUCCACUGUCUACUAUGGCUAUGAUACCUACAUAGAAGAUGGGCUCCUCUGCCUUAAGCACAAAAUCCGAAAUUUAGAAAAAAAGAAGCUGAAACUCGAAGACUACAGAAAGAGGCUGGACUUUGGUGAGGAACUUAACCAUGAUCAGACGGAGGCUGUAAAAAAGUAUGAAGAGGUCGUGCAUAAUCUGGUGUUCGCAAGGGAGCUCCACAUGAGCCUGAAUGCUUUGACUCAGAAUUUGCUCGUAGCCCAGAAGAAGGCCGUGAGGAAGGAGCAGGUGUUGAAGGAACAGACUGAGAGGAGGCAUCUGAGCACUGUGCUGCAGAUCCAGCACCUUCUCCACUGCAUGCAGCAGGAGCAUGUCAGAAGAGACCUACUGAGUGGAAGCAACCAGGCGCCACACAUUGCAGCCCAACAGCUGCGGAGUCUGAGUCUGCUUGCUGCUCUGCUGGGGGUCAAGAGGAAUAAUGGACUGAGUUUAGAGGAGCAGAUGGAGCAAGCGGCCACGGCCUAUUUGGACCUGCUAGAGGGGAAAGACAAGCCAGUGGCUGGAUCCACAUUUAAGCUUUUCAAAGAAGAGCUCACCAGGCUGUCAAACUGCAAGUACUUCAGUUGUCUUCCCCAUCCACCCAUGAAGUCACCAGAGGUGGUACUGAAGUCACACGACAAUAGCACACCAUCAAAGUCAAAACUUAAAGGUUCUAAGGAGAGCUGGAAUGAGGACUUCCAGACAACAAUUGAGCGGGAGCCUCCAGACAGCUGGGAUAUUGAGGUUGCAGAUGCACCUGGCUCAGCCCACGCCGCAGUCUACAAACCGUGGCGAGGAGCUGCUACUUUUAUCCCCAAGGUCCCAGUUGCUGCUAAGGAACAAUCUAUUGACUCCAAACAGACAAAGAAAACUGGAGCCAAAAGCAAGCGACGUGCCAAAUCUCAGGCAGUUCACAAGGGUAUGCCUGUAGAGGUUUUCAGCUAUCCAUAUGCCUUACCCAAAGACCCUGUCCUGAGGAAACAGCAUCUAGAGGACCUAAUGACAACGAUCCAUGGCUCUUUCAGUUUCAUGCAGGACUCUCUUCUGGAUGGGGAUAUUCCUGCCGCUAACGACUAUCCAAGAGUGAAGAGACAGCAGUCAAGAUCUCCGCUGCCUCUGGGUCACACGGUCUUGAGAAGCCCAGUCAAUGUUCUGCCAAAAGCAAUGCACUCCACCCCGCUGCCCAUCAAGCUUCUGGAGCGCAAAGCCAGUCUAACAAAUGAGGAUCCCUUCCUGGAGGUCUGUGACCCUUCCUCAACGGACCUGCCUCAUAUUGCAGUGGCAGAGUCAAAUAAAAAGUCCCCCCGUAAUGGGAUGAUUUCUUGCACCUCCACCCCCUCAAAGAGACAAAGUUUCUCUACACCUCCCGCUAGGCGAACUGUGACAUCUUCCCACAUUCAGCCAGCCAUUCGCUGCACUGCCAGUACACAAACCCCCCCUGAGUUUCUUACCUCAGAGGAAGAACCACUAUUUGUCUACCAAUCCGAUUAUGCGGUGGGAAACGGUGGACCCAUCUUCCUGUCCCCGGGCCAAUCGGAUGGAAGCGGAGGUCGUCCCAGCCAGUUGUACUAUAGCAGAGGAUCAGUGAGAGGAUCCUGUACCUCCCAGACUGAUCCAUGCUAUGCUGCCAGGGACUCUGGAUGUCAACAAGGCUUUAGCCGCGAAGGAGGGAGGCAUAAUUUGAGUGCAUGGAGUGACUCUUCCCAGAUGAGCCCACCGAACCGAGAGGGAGCUUUUACCAUCGUGGACUCUGGUCAUGGAGACUCCCUCUCGGUCUCCACAAUCGAGGUCCCUCUGACGCCCCAUGGUCACCAGCACACCCUUCUUCCGAUACAACUCCACCCACUCUCUCAGCCACUUCGAGUGGCCUUCAAUGCCUCUCGCACUGUCAAUUUCGCACCCGGAAACCUGGACCAGCCCAUCGUGUUUGACCAGCUGCACACCAACCUAGGGGAGAUGUAUGACACCCACAUUGGCCGUUUCACCUGUCCUGUCGACGGAACCUAUGUGUUCAUUUUUCACAUCCUGAAACUCGCCAUCAAUGUGCCCCUCUACAUUAACCUCAUGCGCAACGAAGAGGUGAUGGUGUCUGCAUAUGCCAACGAUGGAGCCCCGGAUCAUGAGACUGCCAGCAACCAUGCCAUCCUGCCUCUCUUUCAAGGUGACCAGGUGUGGCUCCGAUUGCAUCGCGGUGCCAUCUAUGGCAGCACCUGGAAGUACAGCACUUUCUCUGGCUUCCUGCUGUACCAGGAUUGAACUUCAGUCAAAGAAAUAGCUCUUUUCCUUUACUAAAUGGUGAUUCAACUGACAUUUCAGUAGUGUGUGUGACAAUGGUGGUGCUUCCUGAGAUAAUAUGUGUCUCAAUGUAAAUCAACCAGUGGCAUAUCACCUGUUCAACCCACAAUUUGCCAAUUGUGGAGAACUCUAAUGCAAUGUUGUGAACAAAUGGCUUUGAAUGGCUGACCAGAUGUUAAAUGUAUGAUAAACUUAAAAUUGAAGGAUUUAUAUAAUACUUUAUAUUUGAAUCUAUCGGCAUCUUAACUUGUUUCUGGGCUUCUACAUAUUAAGCCUCACAUUGCCGUAUCUGAAUUUGAAGCUGAGAAAGGAUUGUGCUCUUGGUGGUGGGUGUGGUGUUGAACACGUAAGGCCAAACUACUGUGGACAGAUGGAAAUGAUCCCUUGAUGUGCCUAAAUAAAUAAUGAAGCAGUG
Messenger RNA from Pungitius pungitius (ninespine stickleback), 3048 nucleotides. It is a transcript of the gene caprin2, whose product is annotated as caprin family member 2. The transcript has 20 exons. Gene Ontology annotation, cellular component: cytoplasm. Gene Ontology annotation, biological process: positive regulation of canonical Wnt signaling pathway. Lineage: Eukaryota; Metazoa; Chordata; Actinopteri; Perciformes; Gasterosteidae. The coding region runs from base 51 to 2594 and encodes 847 amino acids. Gene Ontology annotation, molecular function: signaling receptor binding. The record is from RefSeq and is a predicted model, not a curated record.